This is a messenger RNA of Tribolium madens (black flour beetle), 7183 nucleotides long. RefSeq names its product pecanex-like protein 1. The coding region runs from base 259 to 7014 and encodes 2251 amino acids. Gene Ontology annotation, biological process: endoplasmic reticulum organization. The record is from RefSeq and is a predicted model, not a curated record. The transcript has 14 exons. Gene Ontology annotation, cellular component: endoplasmic reticulum; membrane. NCBI's taxonomy places the organism in Eukaryota, Metazoa, Arthropoda, Insecta, Coleoptera, Tenebrionidae.
GUUAACUUUGACGUAACGGCAAAUUGACAGACUGGUUCUUUUGACCAAAAUCACGAACUUUUGAUAAGCGAAAACACGGAAUAGUUCAGGGAUGAGUGAUAAUCGAGACGUGACGAGUGCAAUUUCGUAAAUUCCGGGUGUGGAGUGGUGUGAUAUACACAAAAGUCAGCUGAAACGUCAAGAUGGAGUGCUCCAAGUCUGUCAUCGAUUCAACGCGAUUGUAAACAUGUAAAUUACUAGAAAUGUUUUAAUUUUACUAUGAUAGAAGAACAGCAAAUGGGCUCGCAAACAUUGGAAAUUUUAAGACAAGGUGUUUGGGCUUCUCUGACCGGGGGUUGGUUCUUUGACCCUCAUCAAGAUGUGUUUUGCAACACGUUCCAUCUCUACAUCUGGUUAUUCUUACUGUGUUUACCCUUCACGAUAUACGUGUAUUUCCCACCCACGAAAUACAUGUGGUACUUCUAUUGUCUUUCGGUGACAAUAGUUUUAGCUGUGAUCAAGUUAGUUAAUUACGGUUUGCAUCACAUGUAUGACACAUCAGAAUGCAUUCAUGAGGAAAUUGACGAGAACUGGCAGGAAGUCAAAAGAGAGGAGGAAGGGAUUGAGUUGCAAGUUUUGUCUAAUAAGGCCACAGAAACGAACUCAAGACCUGGCGUUAGUGGAUCUUUUAUUUCUUAUGCGGAACCGGGCGCUCUACCUAGCACUGACGCUGACAGUUUGGAGUCUACAGAAUUUCAGCAAGCUGAAAUCGUCAAAGACACCAAACCUAGCAGCACCAUAGAUUUGAAGGCCGAGGUCCACCGCAAAAACUCGUCGGAGAGCAGCGACGGCGCCGCCGCUCCCGUUUUAGAAAUAGUAACCUACCAACCCGACGUGCCUGAUCGCAAACCCAAAAAAUCCGACCGUCGUCCGAAGCAUCAACGUUCAAAAACCGACGGUUUCGUUUGCGUUCGAAUCACCGAUGAUACCAAACUGAACCGUUCGAGUUUUCGUAAAUUGUACCAACAAGCCGAUUCAGCUGACGGCAAUCUCCUGAUUCAACGGCCGUCUUUACAAAGCGUCGAUUGCGAACAAGGUCCUUCGAGCGGCCGAAGACACUCCAAUUUUACCAACAGUAGUUUGAAUUUUUUACCAUCGACUGAUAUUAAGCCCACUGGGUCUUUGGAGUUGGGUUAUUUGGAUAAAAAUCCUUCUGAAGGGUUUUAUUUUAAGACGAAUGGUCGAGGAGGCGUACGGAGGAUACGAUCGACAGCUUUGGAGACGUGUUGUCCGCCCCCAGCGCUGAUCGUCCAUCCGAAUAGUUUGGAAGUGAUUGGGUGCAAGGGGGCGAGGAAUCCUCUGCCGCCUCCAAGCUCUAGUCUGGUGCGAAACCAACAUUUGAAUUUGUGUUCGUAUUAUGGUUCCGAGAUUGUUUAUCCAAUUGCGGAACAGUCGGACGAACAUCAGACUUCGCACGGGCCUGAUACAGAUAUUGACUCUCCGGCCCAUGUUUCCGACUCGGAUUUAGAAGAGAUUCAAGGAAGUAACUCUCCCUUGUUUUACAUCACUGUGAAAACAAUGACGAAAAACGUGCCUUACGAAAAAACCCAUCCGAAAAUAGAAGAAAAGUGCAGUGAAGAAAGGACAAGUGCGACAUCGAAAGACGCCCUCUUAGAUAAUGAUAAUUCAAAUUCGAGUGCGACGCCGGAAAUGCACGACGCUAGGACUGACUGUUACGGGACGGAUAACGAAAGCAGUGAUAAAAAAUUAAUGAAUGAGCCACACAUCUUCCGGAAAAGGAACAUCAAAAGGAACAAGAGGAGGAAGGAGGGAGACGCGGCCAAAACAGUCGAAAAGGAUAAUAGUACCAGUUUGGUCGAACUCGACUUGGAUUGGUUGUUCGACAACGAGAACCAGCACAACCAACACAAAAAAGAGCCGUUAAAAAGAGACACAGAGUGGUCGAGCACCACUACAGUGUCGCUCGAACACGACGUCAAUAAAGUCCUUCAAGAACAAGUUCCUUCGACCCGCAGUCUCGGCGCUAUUCCCAAAAAAACCCGUUCAAAUUCUAGUCACAACGAUCAAUCAUCUGGCCGAAAAACCCCAAAAAGUGAAUCGGAAAAAUGUAGCAUGUGUCGUUGUAAAUCCGACGAAAACGAACCUCGAAAUCGUUCAUUGAAAGAAAAUAAAAUUACACAAACUCUUCGUCAAAAUGACGGUCCGAGUUCAGUUGAAGGACUUGAAUGUAUCGUCUUGCAGAAACCCCAGAGAGUCGAUAUCCCGAAACGGUAUGUAAGGGCAUCGAGGGAACGAAACGAAGAAGGGUCUUCAGGUGGCUCGAACAACGAGUUGAGCACGUUGUUACCACCAGCACCCCUUUUAUCGGCGUUUUUGGCUUCGAGGAGAGACUAUCCCCUAUCGGUGUGUUAUUUACCACCUAGUGAGACGGUUAAAUUUAGUCAUGUGUCACCGCAGAGGAGUAGAUUGAAAAGGAGUAGAGUUAGUAGGAGAAGGUCGUGCCAAAGAAAUAAGAGGGAUAGUGCAAUAGCUAGUUCUUUGACGGCGGGACAUGGGACGCAUUGUGCCAAAAAUUUUAACGAUACGACUGAUGGAUCCGUUCAUUGUUUCAUGGACGAACACGGGAAUUGGGUCACUUAUACGUUCGAUGAGAAAGGGUUAGGGACAGCAAAUAACCGUCUGCAUGAAAAAUCCUCCAGUGGAGACAAACCUCACCGUCGCAGGCCUAGCGACGCCGCCUCGACGUCGCGGGGGACCCGCAACACCACCCAGGAUUUCUGCGAUAGCAACAGUACUGAUUCUAUCUGCAACAGUUCAGUAUCGAUAAUCCUGGACGCUCCUGCUUCAAAAACACCCUCUAAUUGUAUGAUUCCCACCCAAAAUUCGGACCUCAACUCCGCUCAAAUGAAAGUGCGUGAUACGAUUCGUCGUCGAUUGUUCGCCAAUCAAGGCUUCGUAGAUCCUUUAGACUCCUUGAUAAGUAUAGUGCAAGGCGAGCAUGAGGGUGACAUCGAGACGAAUUUGGCCCGAAAUCAGUUCAAAUUCAUCCAAAAUUCCGAUCAAGUGAACAAUAAUUAUCCGAGGACCAAGUCGUUUUAUAAAUUUAAAGUGUUCCCGUGGACUUAUGUGAAAGUGACUCUUGAUAGGUUGAAACUGCUCGCGUUGUUAGAUAGGAAUUUGACGUUUUUUGAGACACUUUUGUCGAUUGUUUUUGGGAUUCUAGUCUCUGUUUCUGGUGCUGUUUUGUUGUAUUAUGACUUUUAUGAAGAUUUGUUGGCGUUCAUCUUUUGUUUUGUUAUGGCUAGUUGUCAGUAUUCGUUAUUGAAGAGUGUGCAGCCGGACGCUGCAUCGCCCACGCAUGGAUUUAACCGGAUCAUAGCCUAUUCACGCCCGAUAUAUUUCUGUAUUUGUGCAGGAAUUAUUCUUAUUCUUGAUUCCUACAUUGAUAAAUCAACGGAAAAUCAGAUUUAUAGCUUAAGUAGCGGCGGUUUGACACACAUGCAGGUUCUCCUCCUUGUCCGCGAUUUCCUCAUCAAAUUUAUACUCUUUUUUCCUGUGUUAUUCUCGUUGGGACUUUUCCCCCAAAUCAACACCUUCAUUAUGUAUCUUUUAGAACAGGUCGACAUGCAUAUUUUCGGCGGAAAUGCAAUGUCGAGUCUCCUCGCUUCGUUCUAUUGCAUUUUCCGUUCAAUUUUGGCUGUGAUCGUGAUGAAUGGUUUCGCAUAUGGAGGCCUAAGCGAGCCCAAAAGCUCACAACACAUUUUAUUUUCUAUUUUUUGUGCGUGUUUGGUGGCUUGUUCGUAUCAUUUGAGUCGAAGCGCCAGCGAUCCGUCACAUUUAUGGAACAUAGUGAAACGUCACGUCUGGCCCUCGGACAUAUACAGGGAACACAGUAAAGACAGAGUCGAUAAAGUCGAGAGUAAAGAAGAGAAACCCCUUACUGAGAAGCAAGCCAAAAAGUCGGUAAAAUUCCCGAACGAAACAACCGAACAAGUCAACGAUCAUGUUGAUCCUCUUCCACACAAAUUACAGAAAACUGUAAAUGCGCGCUUGAAAAACGAUAUCAUUUUGUGCGGUUUGAUUGCAGUUUUGGUGUUUAGUGUUCACGCGAGUACUGUUUUUACGGCUCUUCAACCGGAAUUGAGCCCAGUGCUGUGGACUAUUUCGGCCGUUUUGGGGUUUAUCCUCCAUUAUAUCACUCCACAGUUGAGGAAACAGUUACCCUGGUUGUGUAUUGCUAGUCCUGUAUUGAGAUCGAGAGAAUUGUUACAGUAUCAGAUAAGAGGACCAGCGAAAAUCAUGUGGUUUGAAAGAGUUUACAUCUAUUUGUGUUUUGUCGAACGGAAUAUUUUAUAUCCACUUUUGUUCCUCUCGGUCCUGACUGAAGAUUCACCCAAAGUCGUUAAGAAAUUCGGGCCUUUGCUCGGGUCCUUCAUUGUUGUUAUUUGUGGUUUGAAGUGUUUACGUAGUUCCUAUUCGAAUCAGAGUUGUCAGUAUCUCAUUUUGACAUUCACAGCGUUGUUUUUUCGCUACGAUUAUAGUUUCCUGCAACAAACAUUUCUAGUGGAAUAUUUUUUCAUGAGUAUUGUUUUUCAUAAGUUCUACGAAUUGUUACUCAAGGUCCAAUUCGUGGUGACAUAUAUCGCUCCGUGGCAAAUCACAUGGGGUUCAGCUUUUCACGCCUUCGCCCAGCCUUUUUCGGUACCUCAUUCUGCCAUGUUGUUCCUGCAAGCCUUCAUUUCGGCUAUUUUAUCAACACCUCUGAACCCAUUCUUAGGCAGCGCAAUUUUUCUAACUUCGUACGUUCGACCAAUCAAAUUUUGGGAACGUGAUUAUAACACUCGAAGAGUCGAUCAUUCAAAUACACCACUGUCGUCACAUCUUGAUCGAAAUUUGGGUGCCGAUGAUAAUAAUUUAAAUUCGAUUUUUUACGAACAUCUUACGAGAUCGUUGCAACAUUCGUUAUGUGGCGACUUGAUUUUGGGACGGUGGGGAUUGGUCAGUCAAGGGGAUUGUUUCGUUUUGGCAUCGGACUAUUUGAAUUGUUUGGUUCAUAUAAUCGAGUUGGGGAAUGGAUUGGUGACGUUUCAAAUGCGGGGAUUGGAGUUUAAAGGGACGUAUUGUCAACAGAGGGAAGUCGAGGCUAUUACUGAAGGGAUUGAAGAGAAUCAUGCAUGUUGUUGUAUCGAAACAGACCAUUUCACCGGGAUUUUGGGCAUCAGUUCUGCGUUCAGUCAACGCUGGCUGGCUUGGGAAGUCACCGCGGCUAAAUACAUACUCGAGGGGUACAGCAUCUCCGACAACAGCGCCGUCUCAAUGUUGCAAGUGUUCGAAUUCCGAAAAGUCCUCAUCUCGUAUUACGUCAAAAGUAUCAUAUUUUACACCGUACGUUCUCCCAAAUUGGAGGAAUGGCUCUCCUCACAGACAAUCUUGUCUGCUUUGCAACCCAUGGAACACAAGAAUUUCGUCGAUUUAGACCCGGUGUUCAAUUACAACAUCGACGAAGACUUUGACAUAUCCAGUAGCGGGAUGACACGUCACAUGUUUUCGCAAGUUCAUGGCGACUGGAUCAGUUUUUGUGUUGAGAAAGCGGAGAAGAAUGUCGAUUCAGGGAGUAACUCGACUUUGGUACUACUUUGUUUCUCUCUGAGUCUGCUAGGACGUCGAGCUUUGGGUGCAGUGUCUCAUAAUACAGUUUCAAGUGUUGAGUUUUUUCUCUUCGGGUUGCAUGCACUGUUCAAAGGGGAUUUUCGUAUCACUUGUGCUAGAGAUGAGUGGGUAUUCACCGACAUGGAUCUACUGAAAACUGUAGUUGCACCGGGGAUACGAAUGUCGCUGAAACUCCACCAAGACCAUUUCAUGUCUCCUGACGAGUAUGAGGAACUCCCAGCUCUGUAUGACGCCAUUUGUAAGCAUGAAGAGGAGUUGGUGAUAUCACACGAAGGAGACCCGGCUUGGAGGAACGCCGUUCUUAGCGGAACACCCAGUCUUUUAGCUUUGAGACAUGUGUUAGACGACGGUAGCGACGAGUACAAAAUUAUUAUGUUAAAUAAACGAUAUUUGAGUUUCCGCGUAAUUAAAAUAAAUAAAGAGUGUGUUCGGGGACUUUGGGCCGGCCAGCAACAAGAAUUGGUUUAUUUGCGUAAUAGAAACCCAGAACGAGGGAGUAUCCAAAACGCAAAGCAGGCUUUGAGAAAUAUUAUCAAUUCAUCAUGUGAUCAACCGAUUGGUUACCCCAUUUAUGUCUCACCGUUAACGACAAGUUACGCCGAAACAAACGAACAGUACUGCAGUCUAGUCGGGGGGUCGGUCAGUUUGACCAAAAUCAAGAAUUACAUUUUUAACGUUUUCAGACGUAUCCGCAAACGGUGUGGUGAAGGUUGCUCAAGUGGGGCUUCAACUCGCGACGAGAUCGGCAUGGGUCACGAGGGUGUCUACGCUAUGACAACAGUCACGCCUCUUAAUCACCAAACAGCCGGCAGCCAAUCAACCGACGGUUCACACUUGAGCGGUAGCAUGGGGCGUGGCUCUAGUCUGAGUCGGACUUCAUUAGGUGGCAACAGAGGGAGUUUGGUUUCGGUGGGGAAACCCACGAGUGCUACAUUGGCCAGUUUAGCGGGACUUUUUAAAGAGAGGGAUGAAAGAGCAGUGUCGCAAACGCCCGAUGGACAGCCGAGGAAUGACGAGUUCGAUGAAAGUGCCGAGAAGGAAUAUUCCGUACAGAGAGUUAGAAUCGUCGACCCGAAUUUAGUAUAUGAUGCAAUCAAUUUAGGGCGAAGGAUUGACGUUACGUGGCCGACUGAGUACAUGAGGGUGAGAGGGGGGCGUUCGUUUUGGAAGGAUUGGGUACCGGAAACGGGGAUGGAAGGACCGGUGGUGCAUCGAUGGACGCCUUGUCAUAAAGAUCCAGGCCGGAGGUCUCACGUCGACCGUACAAUAUUUCUAGUUCAAAUCGACGAUAAGUUUGUACCGAUUGCCGAGAGUGGCAUACAAGAUCUAGGGCAAGAGGUAUAGCAUUUGUUUUUUAGUUUGUCCAUCUUUAACAUCAGAGAAGGGAUUAAAUCUGAUUUUAGACUUCCAUUAGGAGUAUAAUUAUAGAAAGACUUAAUUUUAUAUGAAUUGUUACUAUUACUAAGAAUGUGAAUUUACAUAUAAAACAAAAAUGUACAGUAGGUAAUCUUUA